AAAAAAAAAACCCAAAAACUGCUUCGAAAUCAAAACCAUCAGCUCUCGCGAACGAAUCGAAGUGAAAAUGGAAGCGGACGGCGAAGAGAAGGACAUAGGGUUUCCGUUCUUGAUCGCAUCCCGUCGAAGAUUCAGACCCGACAAUCCUUUCUUCGCCGCUGGCAACAUCGAACGAGAGCUCCUCGCCAAACAGGUUGCACUGGAUCUGACUGAAGAUGAAAUAUGUCAGCUUCAGAAUAUGGAAGACGACUACAUUGUACAUUGCCCUAUGGUUGGUUGUGGUGCUCGGCUGAAUUGUUUGGAGGAGUUUGAGGAUCACUACCAUGCUCGACAUACUGCCUCUUGUUCAGUUUGCUCAAGAGUUUAUCCAACAUCCCGAUUGCUUAGCAUACAUGUUUCUGAAGCACAUGACUCCUUUUUUCAAGCUAAACUUGCGCGUGGUUUUCCGAUGUAUGAGUGCCUAGUCGAAGGCUGUGACAUGAAACUUAAGAGCUACAAAGGUCGACAACAGCACCUUGUCGACAAGCACAAGUUUCCAACGUCAUUCGAGUUCUUCAAGAAAGCAAAGCCCUCUAAGCACCACCGACAGAAGACCCAGAGAAAGCAAUCGGACCACUUGAUCAAUACAAAGGAAUCAGGCAUGGAUGUCGAUGAAAAGACUUCCAAGCAUCAAAGCCAGAAGAAAGUGCAGGAAUCGAAAGAAACUGCAAUGGAGGUUGAAGGAGAGGUGGAUAAGCUAGCCUCAGCGGUUUCAAAGCUGAAAACGUCAGAUUCUACUCCUUCGAGUGUUAGCUUUGGGCAUCGACAUGCUCGUGGAUUUACUUUUCUCCCUCGUGCAGUAAGGCAAAAUGUGAAACAGGCUUCUCAGUUUGAUGAGAAAAGGUAAUUAGUGUAAGUGCAAAUUUUGUUGUACGCUUGUUUAUCUUGAUUCAUUAUUUGAAGUCCCUUGUUGGUUCAAAUGUGAUCAAUGUGAGUUUCUCUUGUUGAACUUUCUUAAAUAUCCGAUUUGAGGCUUCUCUUCUUACUA
Molecule: messenger RNA, 1027 nt
Organism: Asparagus officinalis (garden asparagus)
Lineage: Eukaryota; Viridiplantae; Streptophyta; Magnoliopsida; Asparagales; Asparagaceae
Product: zinc finger protein 511
Exons: 4
Coding region: 68-886 (272 amino acids)
Source: RefSeq, a predicted model, not a curated record